CCGCAAACUCUAAGAUAGGCAUUCUUACCCACUGUUGGUUUCUUUCUUUCUCUCUUUCAAUUCAGGGGUGAAGAUGGCUACCAAUGACAGUGAAGACAUAAAGAUCAAUAUUAAGAUAAGGGAUUCCCAGCGCACAAUGCGAAUAUAUAAAGGAGCUCCAGUUCUUUAUUUGAAGCAACAAAUUGCUGUGUUUACUGGCGUUUCCUCAAAUAGACAACAACUUAUCUUCCGGAGAAGAGAUUUGAGAAACUAUAAACGUCUUUCAGAUUACAAUGUGGAAGAUGGUGACACUCUACAUCUGAUUAAUUUAGAUGAUGGAUCAAGUUCUUAUAUAUCUGAACCGAUUGUGCGUUCUUUAUCUCGACGAGGCGGUCUAGUUCUUCAAAGAGAAAAUGAGGAGGAUGAUUUUGAUCCUCGUUAUUAUGUGCCAGUGCCAAAUACUGCUAGACUCAGUGGAGGAGGUCCUCGAUUUACAAUACCACCACUUCAAGAUUCUUCAGAAGAGGACCAAACCCCAAUUGCUAGUCCUGUUCGAGAGCAUCCAGAGCAGCCAAACCCCAAACGCCAAAAGAAUCACUGAGACUCACUUUGCAGCAUUUGAUUUGACUGAGCCCUUUGUGGAUGAUUUUGGAUGUUAGUUGAAUAAUAGUUUGUUGUGAUUUUUGGGAUGGAUGGAUAAGAGAGAUGUUGGAAUUGAAGGAUGUAUGUAGACAAUGAUUUUAAUUUGAAGGAGAAACAUUAUAAGUGCAAGUAUAAAUAGCUUUGUCAUAUCUUUGUUAC
Molecule: messenger RNA, 780 nt
Organism: Ipomoea nil (Japanese morning glory)
Lineage: Eukaryota; Viridiplantae; Streptophyta; Magnoliopsida; Solanales; Convolvulaceae
Exons: 9
Coding region: 74-580 (168 amino acids)
Cellular component (GO): BAT3 complex
Molecular function (GO): misfolded protein binding; polyubiquitin modification-dependent protein binding
Source: RefSeq, a predicted model, not a curated record